Messenger RNA from Salvia splendens (bonfire salvia), 1333 nucleotides. Its product is annotated as protein DOUBLE-STRAND BREAK FORMATION. Gene Ontology annotation, biological process: meiotic DNA double-strand break formation. NCBI's taxonomy places the organism in Eukaryota, Viridiplantae, Streptophyta, Magnoliopsida, Lamiales, Lamiaceae. Bases 63 to 863 code for a protein of 266 amino acids. The transcript is spliced from 6 exons. The record is from RefSeq and is a predicted model, not a curated record.
UCAUGAUAUCUGGGUAAACGAACCCUUGGCUAUAAUCGAAUCAAAUAUAGAUAGCAAUCUAAAUGCAAGUUCGCGUGUUCAAAACUCAAACAUAUAUAAAUCGAUGCCAUUCAAAUCUCCAACCGUCAAUAUCUCGGAAAAUGCGGCACUCAGCUACAAUAUAUCAGGAAAUUUCCCUCUUUCGCUCUCGGAUUCAAAAUCGAUGGGUUGAUGAUGUAACAAUUCGAGUUCUCGAGUCGAUUUUAGUUUCAAAAGAUGUGCAGUCGUCGAUUGAUUUCAAAUCGGUUUUGAAACGGUUCAUGAGAGAUGAAUCUCUUCUUAUCUUCGGUGAAAUCGCGGAAGAAUCAGUCGAGAUUAAGCUCACAUGUGCUGAGUUUCUGAUUCGUGUUUUUGCUAUGAUUGGCGACGUCGAGAGUUGCUUAGCCUUGAGAUACGAAGCAUUGGUUCUGCGAGACGAGAUGGCUACUAUUCACCCUGAGCUUCAAGUCACUUCUAAAGAAUGGCUCACCUUCACUGAGCAUUCACUUGAAAAUGGAUUCCAUUCCAUUGCAAAUCAGGCAUGUGAAAAGGCACGUAUGUCCUCAGGUGCUAUUCACCUGGAAUCAGAUUAUUUCUUCCAUGAUGUGAAUGCGAUGGAAAAAAUCGAUAGAUUGAAGGAUGAUGCUUUGCUCAAGAUUUCUUCACAAUCUCUCCAGGCACAGGCUAAAGCAUACUCGAAGAGGAAAAAAGUUAAGGAGAGUGCACAGCAGUUAACCAUCCCUACUGAAUCACAAAAAGGAAGUUCUCGGUUUAGAAGUGGAAUCAAAACGCAUAAUUUGCGGAAAUUGCUUGAAUAUCAAUGUCUUCGAAGGUUAUCCCUAUGAAGGGAAUCUGCAAUUAAUUCCGAGUUAGUAAUAUGACAAUGCAGCUAAGCAUUGGCUUGUGAUGAAAUGAAGUCCAUUCGGUCACGUGCCUAUGUUAUCCUGCACAACUAGUUAAUUUCCCUUCUUCCACUUGGGAUUGUGCCUACGGUAGCGUGGAAUCAAGAAUGAUAAGCAAGGUUAGAAUCCUAUUAUCCUUUAGGCACACACCUAACACAUGAAUUAGAUCAAACACAAUUGUUUUAUGGUUAAAUAAAUAGAAAUUUAAAAACAACGCGUCACAAUGAACUCAGACUCGAGACUAUUUGCUUCGAACAUUAAACACUAGGCCAACACACGCACAUAACCAGACAUGUUUCCUGCAAUUAUGAGGUGAGGUGGAUGGUGCUUUAGAGAUUGAUAAAAUUGGAGAUAUAAACACUUCGAAUCGGAUUCAUAGUGCAAUAUUUAUAUAAACUAGAUUACAUUCAACA